AUGGCCGAAGCGGAUUUGAAUGAGACCAUAAUUGAGGCACAGCAUAAAAUUGUAAAAGAUAUUUGUAAACAAUUUGUUUUAAGCGAUGACAUCUACAAACGAAUUAAGGAAAUGUUUCUGGGUGAAAUUAAGAAAGGUUUAUGUAAAUAUACUCAUGAAAGUGCCGCCGUUAAAUGUUUCAUGACUUUUGUGGAAAAAUUGCCGAAUGGCUGUGAACGCGGCAAAUCAUUGGCUUUGGAUGUGGACGAAACACGCUGCCGCGUUUUAUACAUUAAUUUACAAGGUGAUAGAGACUUUAGAAUGUACUCGCAGAAUUAUCCAAUACCUCCAGAAAUACUGGUAGGCCCAGGCCGUGAUUUAUUCGAUUUCUUUGUUAAAUGCAUUGCCGAUUUCGUCUCCAAUCAUAAUUUACAAAAUGAAGAUCUUAGUUUAGGCUUUAACUUUGGAUUCCCAUUAAAUCAAACAAGUAUAAAAAAAGCUAUCCUCACCACGUGGACUAGAGAUAUUAGUUGUGCCGGUGUGGUCGGUCGCGAUGUUGUUGCUUUGCUGCAAGACGCUAUUAAUCGUCGAGGCGAUCUCCAUAUAAACAAUAUCGUUAUUGCGAAUGAUACGACCGGUACGCUUGUCUCUUGUGCUUGGAAGUACAGAGAAGCUAAAAUUGGUCUUGUGGUUUCCACCGGUUUCAACGUGUGCUAUCUCGAAAAGACGAAAUACCUUCAAUUAACCCGCAGUAAUGCUAAUAGCAGCCCUACUAUGAUAAUUAAUUGCGAAUCAGGUGCUUUUGGAAAUGAUGGAACUUUGGACUUUAUGCGUACACCAAUUGACGUUACGUUAGAUAAAAAUUCUAUAUAUGCCGGCGAGCAAAUAUUUGAAAAAAUGAUUUCCGGCAUGUAUUUGGGAGAAGUUGCACGUUUGACAAUGUUGGAAUGUAUAAAAGCUGGGGGCAUGAUGCAAGGAGAACUCUCUGAGGAGGUGCGAACACCAAUGAUAUUUGAUAUUGAAGACAUGUCGCAAAUUGAGGGUGAUGGUCCAGACAAUUAUGCGCUUACACGAACAAUUUUUGAGAAGAUGGGCUACUCGGAGCCUACAAAUGAUGAUUGUGAAAAUCUUCGUUACAUAUGCACUGUGGUAUCGACCCGAUCAGCCAAUCUGAUCGCGUCCUGUCUAGCUUGUCUAAUCGAUCGCAUAGGUGAUCCCUACUUAAUUAUUGGCGUUAAAGGCAGUAUAUACGAUACCUAUCCAAAUUAUUCUACUCGUCUAGAAAGAAAAUUGAAAAGACUUGUUCGUCCCGAAUAUAAAUUCGAUCUGGUGCAAGCGGAAGGCGAUUCAGGACAGGGAGCAGCUUUAUUAGCCGCGUCGGCUAGAAAAGGAAACAGGGACAAAUAA
This is a messenger RNA of Glossina fuscipes, 1386 nucleotides long. Its product is annotated as hexokinase type 2-like. The coding region runs from base 1 to 1386 and encodes 461 amino acids. Gene Ontology annotation, biological process: intracellular glucose homeostasis; glucose 6-phosphate metabolic process; glycolytic process. Gene Ontology annotation, molecular function: mannokinase activity; glucokinase activity; D-glucose binding. Lineage: Eukaryota; Metazoa; Arthropoda; Insecta; Diptera; Glossinidae. Gene Ontology annotation, cellular component: cytosol; mitochondrion. The record is from RefSeq and is a predicted model, not a curated record. The transcript has a single exon.